Molecule: messenger RNA, 1088 nt
Organism: Lolium perenne
Lineage: Eukaryota; Viridiplantae; Streptophyta; Magnoliopsida; Poales; Poaceae
Biological process (GO): negative regulation of DNA-templated transcription
Source: RefSeq, a predicted model, not a curated record
CAUCAUCUUCUACACAUCCAGACACGUCCCAAGAAGUGACUAGCAGCAGUAUCCAUGAUGAAGAGGCUCACCGUCGCCUCCCUCUUCUUCACCGCCAACGUGGACGCCGCCCCAGGCCUGUCGUCGCCACCUUCCAUGUCCUGCGCAUCGUCCGGCACGGCCACUUCGUGGCAAUGGCCUUCCUGCACGCAGGCCAGGACCAUGUCGUUCGGAAGGGACGACAUGGGCAGCCACAGCGCGGAGGUACCAUCGACGCGCCAGGACUACAACACGAGGGUGAUAAUGAACCCUGCCUACCGCGACGACUCGGCUGCGGUCGAGCACUCCUUCCUCUCCGCCACCGUGUCUUCUGCUUCCACCACGGCGCCGGAGCCGGCAUGCGAGGUGGACGAGGUGAUCAUCCGGGGGAUACGGUCGUCCAGCCGCCUCUUCUUCGAGCCUGAGGCGACGAGCUCCAUCCUUACGAAGCCGAGCGCUGAGGGGUGCGGGGAGGUGGAGUUCGGCGGGGCGAGAGCGGUGGCCAUCGACUCGGCUGACCCGUACGGCGACUUCCGGCGGUCGAUGGAGGAGAUGGUGCUGAGCCACGGCGGCGGAGGCGGGGACGACUGGGCGUGGUUGGAGGAGAUGCUGGGGUGGUACCUCCGCGCCAAUGGCAAGAAGACCCACGGAUUCAUCGUCGGCGCCUUCGUCGACCUGCUAGUCGCUCUCACCUCCGGCAAGCAGAAUGACAAGUGCUAGCACCAAUCAUCUUCAUCUACAACAUCCUACCGUGUGUGCGUGCAUGCAAUUCUUAUGAAAACUUUGUGCCAAGGCAUUCAUUCGCAGCAUCUUCCAGGAAUUCAAGUCUGAAUGAUCGAGAGGUGUGCUGUGUUUGCUGAGACUUGUGAGAGAAAGUUGGUGACUGAGCCAUAUGUAGAUACAGCAUGAUCUAGCUUAAUUGAUCGAUUAAGUUAUGUAGAAGUUGACUGUUAAAUCAAUCAAUGAUUGUACAUUUCUAGUUAGCUAGUGCUACUGCUACCAUGUACUAUCCUGAACAUGUGGCUACUAGUUGGCCAUUGUUUUUCCACCGUCAAGCAGUGAUCCAAAUA